Messenger RNA from Aspergillus costaricaensis CBS 115574, 905 nucleotides. RefSeq names its product PHO88 family protein. Gene Ontology annotation, cellular component: mitochondrion; endoplasmic reticulum. NCBI's taxonomy places the organism in Eukaryota, Fungi, Ascomycota, Eurotiomycetes, Eurotiales, Aspergillaceae. The coding region runs from base 103 to 666 and encodes 187 amino acids. The record is from RefSeq and is a predicted model, not a curated record. Gene Ontology annotation, biological process: protein targeting to ER. The transcript is spliced from 3 exons.
GUUUCUGUCCUUGCGCACGCGUUCCCCAUCCUCCCCAGUUUCACAUCAUCGUGUGCUGCUCCUCACUUCUCAAGGCUCCCUAGUCCCAGUACUACCGGCAAGAUGGUGUCUCCUCAAGUUACCAACCUGGCCAUCAUCGUGGUGAUGAUGCAGCUGGCGAAGAAGGUUCCCUUCGAGGACCCCGAUGUCCUUAUGCUGGUCCGUGGCAUGUACAUCCUGUCCAAUGUGAUCAUUCUGGCAGUGUAUCUGUACACUCAGUCGAAGAUCAACAAAAAGAAUGAUCUGACUACCCUGAAAUACGUGGAGCCUUCUCCUAUGGGUAGCGGCGAGGAGCCCAAGCCGGUCACCACUACCAACAUGGAGUACGACAAGGGACAGCUGCGCCAGCUGAUGAGGAGCCAGCUGAUGGGUGUGGGUAUGAUGGGUGUGAUGCACCUUUACUUCAAGUACACCAACCCUCUCCUGAUCCAGUCCAUCAUCCCCCUCAAGGGUGCCUUCGAGUCGAACCUGGUCAAGAUCCACGUCUUCGGCAAGCCUGCGACCGGUGACCUCCAGCGCCCCUUCAAGGCCAACAACAGCUUCCUGAACCAGGGCCAGAUCAAGAGCGACAAGGCCUCCGUUGAGAACGCGGAGAAGAACUGGAGGGGUGGUGUCAAGGAGGAGUAAGGUGACAGAUUCUGGGGAAGGAGCGCGAGAGACAUUGCUAGGCCUUGCCUCCUGUGUAUUUAUAGAUGUGGUUUCAAUGGAGUGAGCGCGAAUUCACCUUGGAUUUGCGCAUUUCUGGCUUCACACUGGCUUUCUUGGCUGCUGUGAUGGGAGACUUUUUAUGACUAUGCAUGUUGUCGAUAUCAUUCGCAAUGACCGCUUACUAUCAAUAUAAUAGAACCACGUCAGUGGUGACCUCA